GUUACAUUAACGGUGGGCAAAGCAGGCAUCUGGACAGGCCCUAGGAGCCAAGCCAGGAGGGUCAUGUGUUUCUAGCACAACAAGGGGAUUCCGUGGCCAGUUGCACGUUCUCCAUCCUAUUGUGUCACCGGCUGCUAGUUUAUGGGGUUUGGGUGAAGGUUUUUGCUGACAACGUUCAGUGGGGAUUAUUGGGCAGGCCACAUGUACACAGCCUUUGUUUGGGCCUUUUCUUCUCCCUCCCUGAAAGUGUAAGGUUAAUUGGGGCCCCAGAGAUAAAAAAAAAAUUAUAAUUGUGCAGUGACAAGAGUUUUUCAUAGGAAAGGUCAGGAGAGAGUAAUAGCAUCAGAAUGAGCCUGAGGACUGCAAAUUGGCAAUGAGGCGUAGGGAUUAUACCACAAUUGCACUAGGAGAACAUCUUACAAGACAUGUCUUUAAAUUACAUCAAGAACUUCUAUGAAGGAUGUCUUAGGCCUCCAACAGUGGUCGGUCAAUUCCACACACUCUUCUUUGGCUCAGUCCGAAUGUUUUUCCUUGGUGUUUUGGGUUUUGCGGUCUACGGCAAUGAAGCCUUACACUUCAGCUGUGAGCCAGACAAGAGGGACAUUAAUCUAUUCUGUUACAACCAAUUCAGACCUAUAACCCCACCGGUAUUCUGGGCUUUACAGCUAGUGACCGUACUGGUACCUGGAGCCAUUUUCCACCUUUAUGCUGCAUGUAAAAGCAUCGCUCAGGAAGAUAUCCUCCAAAGACCUGCCUACACCGUUUUUUAUAUUCUUUCUGUUCUGUUAAGGAUCAUCCUUGAAGUUGUGGGCUUUUGGCUUCAGAGUCAGCUCUUUGGUUUCCAAGUGAAUCCGCUCUACAGAUGUGAUGCAGGAGCCUUUGAUAAAAAGUUUAAUAUUACCAGAUGCAUGGUACCAGAACACUUUGAAAAGACUAUCUUCCUUAUUGCUAUGUACACAUUUACUGUGAUUACUAUUAUGUUGUGUAUUGCAGAGAUUUUUGAGAUCUUGUGUAGAAGGUUGGGCUUCUUUAAUAGUCAGUAACUACAAUGUUAUAAUGAAUUAUUUCUAUUUGUUUAUCAUCACAUUUCUGUACAAAGAGCAGAGCUAUCCAUUUGAAACAAAAAUUACUUUCUUUAAAUAACAAAGUCAAGUUGCAUCUUAAAAAUAUUAUUUAAAUAUCAGC
Lacerta agilis (Sand lizard) is the source of this 1185-nucleotide messenger RNA. RefSeq names its product gap junction protein epsilon 1 (gene GJE1). Gene Ontology annotation, cellular component: connexin complex. Gene Ontology annotation, biological process: cell communication. The record is from RefSeq and is a predicted model, not a curated record. The transcript has 3 exons. Bases 426 to 1043 code for a protein of 205 amino acids. NCBI's taxonomy places the organism in Eukaryota, Metazoa, Chordata, Lepidosauria, Squamata, Lacertidae.